Messenger RNA from Condylura cristata (star-nosed mole), 3599 nucleotides. RefSeq names its product gamma-aminobutyric acid (GABA) A receptor, gamma 3 (gene GABRG3). Gene Ontology annotation, molecular function: transmitter-gated monoatomic ion channel activity involved in regulation of postsynaptic membrane potential; GABA-gated chloride ion channel activity; GABA-A receptor activity. Gene Ontology annotation, biological process: signal transduction; regulation of postsynaptic membrane potential; chloride transport. Gene Ontology annotation, cellular component: postsynapse; neuron projection; synapse. The transcript is spliced from 10 exons. NCBI's taxonomy places the organism in Eukaryota, Metazoa, Chordata, Mammalia, Eulipotyphla, Talpidae. The coding region runs from base 70 to 1473 and encodes 467 amino acids. The record is from RefSeq and is a predicted model, not a curated record.
GGCCCACGCCCCGGAGGCAGCCGCUCCAGCCCCAGGCCGCCGACCCCGCGUCCCGAGCUCCGCGGCACCAUGGCCCAGAAGCUGCUGCUGCUCCUCUGCCUGUUCUCGGGCUUGCACGCGCGGUCCAGAAAGGUGGAAGAGGAUGAAUAUGAAGAUUCAUCUUCAAAUCAAAAGUGGGUCUUGGCUCCCAAAUCCCAAGACACGGACGUGACUCUUAUUCUAAACAAGUUGCUAAGAGAAUAUGAUAAGAAGCUGAGACCAGACAUUGGAAUAAAACCAACUGUAAUUGAUGUCGACAUCUACGUUAACAGCAUUGGUCCUGUGUCAUCAAUAAACAUGGAGUACCAAAUUGAUAUAUUUUUUGCUCAGACGUGGACUGACAGCCGCCUUCGAUUCAACAGCACAAUGAAAAUACUUACUUUAAACAGCAACAUGGUGGGGUUGAUAUGGAUUCCGGAUACCAUCUUCCGCAAUUCUAAGACGGCAGAGGCCCACUGGAUCACCACUCCCAAUCAGCUCCUCAGAAUAUGGAAUGAUGGGAAAAUCCUGUACACUUUACGGCUCACCAUCAAUGCAGAGUGCCAGCUACAGCUGCACAACUUCCCCAUGGACGAGCACUCCUGCCCGCUGAUCUUCUCCAGCUAUGGCUACCCCAAAGAAGAAAUGAUUUAUAGAUGGCGAAAAAAUUCAGUUGAGGCAGCUGAUCAGAAAUCAUGGCGGCUUUAUCAGUUUGACUUCAUGGGCCUCAGAAAUACCACAGAAAUUGUGACAACAUCUGCAGGUGAUUAUGUUGUCAUGACAAUAUACUUUGAAUUGAGCAGAAGAAUGGGAUAUUUCACUAUUCAAACAUACAUUCCCUGUAUACUGACUGUGGUUUUGUCUUGGGUGUCCUUUUGGAUCAAAAAAGAUGCUACACCAGCAAGAACAGCAUUAGGCAUCACCACAGUGCUAACCAUGACCACCCUCAGCACCAUCGCCAGGAAGUCCCUGCCCCGAGUGUCCUACGUGACCGCCAUGGACCUCUUUGUGACCGUGUGCUUCUUAUUUGUCUUUGCCGCGCUGAUGGAGUAUGCCACCCUCAACUACUACUCGAGCUGUAGAAAGCCAGCCACCACUAAAAAGAAAACAUCAUUAUUACAUCCAGAUUCCUCAAGAUGGAUUCAUGAGCGAAUAAGCCUACAAGCUCCCUCUAACUAUUCUCUCCUGGAUAUGAGACCGCCACCGCCGGAGAUGAUCACUUUGAACAAGUCCGUGUACUGGCAGGAAUUUGAAGACCCCUGUGUCUAUGAGUGUCUGGAUGGCAAAGACUGUCAGAGUUUCUUCUGUUGCUAUGAAGAAUGCAAAUCAGGAUCUUGGAGAAAAGGGCGCAUUCACAUAGACAUCUUAGAGCUGGACUCCUACUCCCGGGUCUUUUUCCCUACAUCCUUUCUGCUCUUUAACUUGGUCUAUUGGGUGGGGUACCUGUAUCUCUAAAUGUAGUUUCAGUGACGAGUAAAGAGUGCUAGGUUCCCCCCUUUACUUUCGGCCUCCCCAGACCCGUAGUGACCAGAGUAACAAAGAAGGACAUUGUUCGGUUUAUCUGAAGUUUUAUGUACCUUUCAGCAGCACAGGAGUAUGUGACAAAUAUUUCUAUUCCAUGUUUCACACAUGUGUGUGCGUACAGACACCACACACACACAAUUUAAUUGAGUUUUUUAAGUGAUAUUCUUGCUAACCCCCUAUUGAAUCUGUAGCUUGGUGAUGUUUACAAAUUGUGUUUGGAUAUUGGAAGUAGAUGCCAAUUAUCUUUGCAAAGAAAUCUGUAGAACAUGAGAGCAAAUGUGGGAGAAGCUCUCUCAGGCCGGACCUCUAGGUAUCUACCCUUUGCAGCCGUUGGCACAUGUCCACAGGUUCAAGUCCCUGCUGGCUGAGACACACUGUGUGGACCUCAGCCCUGAGUUUCUGGGGUGUUCUGAGUUCAGGUGUAACCUUUGACCCAGUUUCCUCUUUCUGUGGCCUCUGACGCUGGCACCAUCAUCAUUAACUGGCAUUCCUUUACCUGAUGACCUCACUCAGCAUAGGGUGGAUGCACAAGUAUCAUCCGCAAGUUGGUAAGUGAGGGAAAACUGAGUUUUAAAAUUCUCACAGGUUUGGUGUUGAUUACACUUGAUCAGGCUUUAUUGCUUUAGUCCAAAUUAGUGAAAUCAGGCAGGGAUUUAGGGUGUUAGGGUUCUUGGACUAGUUCAGCUUUCAUUCAAAAUCAUAACCUUAAGAAUUGGUUUUUUUUUUACCAGGCAAGGCUCAGCCUCAGAGUAUGUGACUUGCUUGUGCUACAUUACGAUAUUAUGAAUUUAAUGUUAUCUUCAUGCAAGCAAAAAAAAAAAAAAAGAUACAGAUUUCACCUUUGUCUUGAAAGUGUAUUCUAGAGUGUGAAGGAAAUGUGGCUAGAAUUUAAAAUUUCUUAGUAAAUCUUAAUUUUCACAUGAAAUCGACUUUAGAUGCAAAAAAAAAGUGAGUGAUAACUAUCAUCAAUGAUAUUUUUGAUGAACAAAAAUUAUUUUAUACUUUGAAAUAUGAAUAAGUAGGAAAAUUCCAAAGAACAUAAUCCCCUGAAAUUAUUACACUUUUGAUAUUUUUAUAAACACAAAAAUAACUUGCUUCUUGAUGUUAGUUCUUUGUUACAAGUGGAUGCCACUAUGUACUUCACAAGACUCUCCAGAAGCUUCCCACUAUUGACAGAAUAAAGAAAGUCCUAACAAUUCACUGACAAUGCAUUGGCAUUAUUAAAAUUUUGGUACUAAAUUUUGAUACCAGAAUCUUUGUGCUACUCAUCUUUCUCACCCAGAAAACUUAAUCGAUUUUCUUGGGAACCAUAAUAUUUUAUUUUAACAAUAGAUGAUAUAUGCCAUUAUUAUUUAGAAAGUAAAUAGAACAUUAUGCAAAGCAAUAUGUCAAAGCGUUGAUUUCACAUAAUUUGUAGAAUGCACAUCAGACAUAAAAGGAGAUGGGGUAGAAGAGAACAGCUGAGAUUAGAUGGAAUUGGAUGUUAACUCUUAGUAGUAGUAUUGCCUCCAAGGAAAUGCCAGACACAGGUCAUCACCCACUUUUCAAGGACUGAUUCUGUGUAGUGUGAGACUCCCAGCCCUGUCAACUCCCUGACUUUUGAGUUGGUAGCUGUUACAGUGAGCCACAAGCUGACUGACUUCUAUUGAGCGAAUGCAAUUUAAGUUAAAAUUAUAAUAAAUAUUUGUGUAGAAACAGGUUGAACCUACUGGCUUAAAUGAAAUUUCUUCUCUAUUGAAGAAUUUCCCCUACCUGCAUCCUCUCAUCGAUAAACACCCCUCCCACCCUCAGCAGAGAUGGCAGAGGGGCUCCCUGACAGAAGCGUGUCACAGCCCACACUACAGCACUAGUCCUGAGGAGAGGUGGCCCUGGUUUGCCUUCUUCAGACACAGUUCCUAACUUCAUGAAUUUCAAUUUCUAACAACGAAGAUUUUCAACCUGUUACAUCGUGAAAGAAAUACCAGAGAGACCUGAGUUUUCCAGUGUAAUUCUUCUUGGCAAGAAAUAAGCUAAAACAUGGAGACUUGGUGCAAUUUUACUCAGCUUUUUUUUUUUUU